Molecule: messenger RNA, 12753 nt
Organism: Callithrix jacchus (white-tufted-ear marmoset)
Lineage: Eukaryota; Metazoa; Chordata; Mammalia; Primates; Cebidae
Gene: RBMS3
Product: RNA binding motif single stranded interacting protein 3
Cellular component (GO): ribonucleoprotein complex
Molecular function (GO): RNA binding
Source: RefSeq, a predicted model, not a curated record
GAGUUUCCCUAUUGUCAUCCUAGCUGGAGUGCAAUGGUGCCAUCUUAGCUCACUGCAACCUCACCCUCCUGGGUUCAAGUGAUUCUCCUGCUUCAGCCUCCCAAGCAGCUGGGAUUACAGGCACACACCACCACAUUUGGCUAAUUUUUGUAUUUUUAGUAGAGACAGGGUUUCACCAUGUUUGUCAGACUAAUCUUGAACUUCUGACCUCAGGGGAUCCACCCACCUUGGGCUCCCAAAGUGUUAGGAUUACAGAUGUGAGCCACGGCACCCGGCCUUGACUAAAUCUUUAUGAUUUAAAACACAAAUAUCCAAAGAAAGGACUCAGUUAUUCUCUAAGUGGAUAGGUCAAGAGCAAACUAGAAGAGACUUGUCAUGUCUACCCAGUUGACUUUCAUUUCAGCAUUUCAGUGCCAUUGCUUCCCUACUUCCCAAUGGCAGGUUUAAGUCAUCAUCUCAGUCCUCUUAGUCAAAAACUUGUCCUAAAUCAGUGCCUCAGCCCAGCCUGGUGGCUCACGCCUGUAAUCCCAGCACUUUGGGAGGUGGAGACGGGUGGAUCACCUGAGGUCAGGAGUUCGAGAUCAGCCUGGCCAAUAUGGCAAAACCCCUUCUGAACUAAAAAUACAAAAAUUAGCCAGACGUGGUGGUGGGCGCCUGUAAUGCCAGACACUCAGGAGACUGGGGCAGGGGAAAUGCUUGGACCUGGGAGGCAGAGGUCAUAGUGAGCCAAUGUCGCACCACUGCCCUCCAGCCUUGGCAAUAGAGCAAGACUCCAUCUAAAAAAUAAAUAAAUAAUCAGUGCCUCUUCUGUCUAGCCUUUGCAUCAUGUGAACCACUGAGAGUCUAUGCCCUUUGAUGCAGUCUGCUGUCCUUGAAUUUCUUUGAAAUUUGUUGUUUAGUUGGCAAAUAGGACACAGCUGUCUUCUGAUUUAGAGAAUGCCUUAAACCAGUUACCUCCUACCUUAACUUGAUCACUUAAAUGGAAAACGCUACUGCUCCAACAGAGCAGAAAUGAUAUAAAAACUAUUUCUGAUUUGAGUAUCUUGCCUCGUGAAUUGCCAUGGCUACUGGUGUCUCUGAGGGAAGAAAAUACAAAAUAAAAAAUAAAAACACAGGUUUUACAAUUCCCACAAGUGGUAAACCUACUUUGCAUUACUUAAGAAAAGCUUUAAAGGUACAAUGAAGAUGUUUAAGCCGAUGACAAUUUAUGCCCAAAACAUUACAAUAAUCCAAUGAAAUCAAAUAGCAUUUUAAAAAGUAAUAGAUUUGUGUAGAAAUUGCUGAUAGCAUCAAUGCAUGCUGGGAAUGGAACUUUUACAGAUAAUGGGCUGUAUCAGUUUUGGCUGAGGAGUUAUUUGGCUUUUCAUUUGUAAAUAAGACAGUAUUCUUUUCCCCUUAAGGAGUAUUUAAGCCAUUUAUUAAUAAAAGAAAACGUAUAUAUCUCGUCCAUGAUGGUAGAAUUGGCCAAAGCAAUCCUGGCUUUUGGUCUUACAAGUCUGAAUUUGGAGUGACAUAAAUAGGUUGUUUAAAUGACAGCAUUCUAUAGUCGAAGAUGACUGGACGUAGAAUCCGAAUAUUUGUAGAGUCUUUGCUGUACUGUUAAUUAUUAUUUAUUUAGCUUUCCAUAUCAAUUCUUUACUAAGGUUUAUAUGAUCUGGCCCAAGGGUACCUCCCCAGCCCCAUUUUAUGGUCUUUACUCCUCACUUGCUUAUUUCAGCCUCUGUACCAUAUCUUGCACAUUCCAAAGACACCCUCCCACUGCAGGCUUUUCUGUAGUCACUGUCCCUGUGACUGCAAUGUGUUUCCCCCAAAUGCAGGCUGGCAUUUGUUAAGCAGAUCCAACAUGUUACAAGGUGUUUAAAUGCUUCAUGUGUUUAUCUGGGUUGCUUCUCGCAAUUACUGUAUGAAGUGAAUAGUGAUAUUUGAUGGUUGAAGAAACUAGAGGAGAUGAAAGCAGAAGAGGCAGGGUUGGAACCCAAGGCAGUCUGGAUGGGUUCCAAGGCAUUAACACUACGUAUUCUCACGGUGCACAAUACCUUGAGAAUGGCUCUCACCCUUGCCUUGGUUUUAGGAAAGCAUUUUCCCAAGCUCUUCCUUGGAGAGCAUUUUCCUAUCUUGUUUAAAGUGAAAUCUCUGUGACUUUGUUUCUAUUUACUCUGUUUCACAUUUCCUUACAGCGAUAUAUAUUUCCUGACAUUGUACUGCGUAUUUACUUGUUUAUCCCAUUGUUUGUUCCCCCCAACCCCUCCCCCCACCUAAUAUAAACUCAAUGAAAGAAAGACCUUAUUCUGAUUCAUGUGCCUCUAUAUCCUGCACCCAGGUCAGUUCUUGACCUGUGACAAGGAGUGAAAUGUACUGAAAGAGGGAUCUAAGUCAGGUUGAAAAUUUUAAUUAUGUUUCACAUUUUAUUCUCCAAACAUUUACUGAACACCCAUUUUGUGCUCAACUCUAGGCAAGUUUUUGGAUAUGUAAAGGCAAAUGAGAACGAUGUGACCUCCUGCUCUCCUAGAGUUUAGAACAUCAUGGAAGAAACAAACAAUAAGCAGGCAGAUGCAUGUAGAAUAAGCCUUCGGUUAGGGCAAAUAGGAAGUGCAGCAGAGAAGGUAGGGUUUAGAGAAAGCUACUUUGAGGAGGUGAUAUCCGUACUGAGACCUGAAGGACAGGCUAAAGGGUAAGAGAGGGGGAGAUGGAGUUGAGGGAGCACUCCAGGAAGAGGGAAUGACAGAAGGCUCUGAGAGCAUGUUCUGUCCUGAAUGUAGCUCAGUGUGACUCGGGUUUGGGAUGUGAGGGGCAGAGAUGAAGGUCUGAGAGGAGAGUAGACAGCCAGGGUCAGACAGCUCAAGUGUCCUGAAACCUAUUCGAAAGAUUCAGGACUUUAUUGUCUGAGAAAUAUGAUGCCAGAGAAGGAUUUUUAACGCAGUGUCAUUUUUAGUUUCGGAUUCAAUGUACUGCCUUCAGCCAGGAGAGUUGGCAGUAUUUCCAUUUUACAGAUGGGACAACUGAGGCGUCAAAUAACACAUUUAAGAGAUAGGUGGGGUUGAUUUAAUGUUCAGGGUCUCCUAACUCUCCUAACUCCUGCCCUCCAUCCUUCCUUGUCUCCUUCUGAUUGUUAUUCUUGCCAAAAGUAAAACAUAAAACUGUUUACCUGCCAUCCUUACUUUUAUCCAGGGAACACGUAUGCACUCACACAGCUUCCAGAAACCAGUUCCCCUCAGCGGAAGCCAGUUGCUUCAGGGGCGGUGUGGCUUGCAUGUGGAUGGACACCAUGUGUCCAUUGAUCCCAAAUUCUCUGUUCUCCUUGACUAGGAAGCUGGAUUUGUACCAGGGACCUUUUAUCUAAAUAGGCAACUCCGGGCUCGGGAGAACAGAGCCGACUUGACAAAGUAGAAAAGAGCUCAGUCCUGGUCUGCCCACGCUUUGGGCAUGCGUGAGCACUCACAGCAAAACACAGCUGGCACGUCUAAUUUUAGCUUCGCCCGCCUUGAAAAGGGACCCUUUAAGGAAAUAUAUUUUCUCUGAAACAAUUUGUAUUAUAAUGUAGCAGCUGAUAGACAUGACAGAAUAUUAUCAUUGGUGGGAAAAAACUCUGCCAAGUAAUUAUGAUUUUUGUCCUUUUUUUUUUAGAUGCUUUAAAGUGUUUAAAGCAUCAUGCAUCAAAAUAAUCAGAGACAAUGGGAGAAACAGAUUUUAUUUGUAAAAAUCUGAUAAACCUAAGGGAUUACCUCCUUUGAUUUUUACAAAAUGGAUGUAAUAAAAAGAGUUACUAUUUUUGAUAUAUUUAGUUGAUCAGUCCAAUCUGAUGACAUGUAGCAUGCUAUGGUAGUCCUGAAGUAGACCCUAAAAUUUCUUCAAUACUUAGUAUCCUCCAGGUCUUCCAGGUGGUAAAAGGUUAGUUUCUCAAUCAGCUAUUGGAUUCAUCUGGCUCUAGUGUGUUAACAGAUUUCGAAAGCAUCCGGGACUUACUUUUUCCCCCGUUAACCAGCGAGGAUAGUUCCCCUGCCUUCAUUUCUUUUCCUUUCUCCUCCUUCCUUCUUUCGUCCUCUCUUCCCUCUCUUCUGUGUUUUGUUUAGCGGCGUGGCUUACCUUGGAACUUGGCGAAAAGAAGAACAAAAAGCAGCUCUUGUGUGGGGUAGAUGGAAGGAGGGAUAAGAAAUAUUCCACCGCCCGCAUUUGAGUUCCUCAGGUUCAGUUCCAGCGGCAGCAGCGUUGCUGCAAAAAUCGCUUGCUAUUCGAGAUAGCCAGCAGAGGGAAUCGGAACUUUGUUUGCAGCAGGGGUUGAAGCAGCCUUUUUUUUUUUUCUUGGAGGAAAUACUGCAGCCUUCUGGACUGCGUACGCUGCUCCCUGGAGAGGCUCUCUCGGUUCCACCCACCGGCUGGAAGGAGGGGAAGUGAAUGAAAGGACAGGACAAGCCCCGAACACCAUGUCACUCUGGGAGGGAGACAGCAGCAACUAAGCUGUGCAAGGUUUUUUUUUUUUUUUUCUUUUUCCCCUUUCUUUUUCUUUCUUUUUUUCCCCCCCUUUAUUUCUUUUUCUUUCUUUCUCUGUCUUUUUUUUUUUCUUUCUUUUUCUUUAAGGUGGGGAAAGAGACAACCAGGAGACAGGAAGCUGAUCCGCAAGGAUUCGGAGUUGUGCUAAAAGGACUUUGAUUUUUUUCCCCCUUUACAAACGCUGGCAAUUGACAUCACUACAGACAGCCUGGUUAGAGAACAAACUGCCUCAUCCCAAGUGGACCCCAGCGGCUGGGGGAAGCCAGGCAAGAUCUGGGAAGGCUGUGUGUGGGUGUUUUUUUCUACAGAUCUCACUCCUCACGCUUUUUUUUUUCUUUUUGCUUUGGUGUGUGUGUUUUUUGUUUUGUUUUGUUUUUUAAAAAAAUUCUUGCUGUGUUGGAACUAGCGAGUGGUGGAGUCUCUGAAGCCUCAUCAGUCACCGGGACUGUCAGGAAUAGUGGUUUAAGAGGAAGCUCGGCCUGGGGCACUAUACCCUGUCAUCCAGUUCCCUGCCUCGGAGAUAAAGAUUCCAGCUACAUGGGCAAACGCCUGGAUCAGCCACAAAUGUACCCCCAGUACACUUACUACUAUCCUCAUUAUCUCCAAACCAAGCAGUCCUAUGCACCAGCUCCCCACCCCAUGGCUCCUCCCAGCCCCAGCACAAACAGCAGCAGCAACAACAGCAGCAACAACAGCAGCGGGGAACAGUUGAGUAAAACCAACCUGUACAUUCGAGGUCUCCCACCAGGCACCACUGACCAGGACCUAAUCAAGCUGUGCCAACCGUAUGGAAAAAUUGUAUCUACAAAGGCAAUUCUUGACAAAAACACAAAUCAGUGCAAAGGUUAUGGUUUUGUAGAUUUUGACAGUCCUGCAGCCGCACAGAAAGCGGUAGCAUCUCUCAAGGCAAAUGGCGUGCAGGCACAGAUGGCUAAGCAACAAGAGCAAGACCCAACAAACCUAUACAUCUCAAAUCUCCCCAUUUCUAUGGAUGAGCAGGAACUUGAGAACAUGCUGAAACCCUUUGGACAUGUCAUUUCCACAAGAAUUCUAAGAGACGCUAAUGGAGUCAGCAGAGGUGUCGGCUUUGCCAGAAUGGAGUCUACUGAAAAAUGUGAAGUGGUAAUUCAACAUUUUAAUGGAAAAUAUCUGAAAACACCACCAGGCAUCCCAGCCCCCAGUGAGCCUUUGCUGUGCAAAUUCGCUGAUGGAGGACAAAAGAAGCGACAGAAUCAAAGCAAAUAUACCCAGAAUGGGAGGCCUUGGCCCAGGGAAGGAGAGGCUGGCAUGGCUUUGACCUAUGAUCCCACAGCUGCCAUACAGAAUGGAUUUUAUUCUUCACCGUACAGUAUUGCAACCAACCGCAUGAUUCCACAGACAUCUAUCACACCAUUCAUUGCUGCUUCCCCUGUCUCCACAUACCAGGUCCAGAGUACUUCAUGGAUGCCUCAUCCGCCAUACGUUAUGCAACCAACAGGUGCUGUGAUUACACCAACCAUGGACCAUCCCAUGUCAAUGCAGCCAGCCAACAUGAUGGGUCCCCUGACACAGCAGAUGAAUCACCUUUCGUUGGGCACAACAGGAACGAUUCAAUCCCAAGACAGGAUUAUGAUACUCCACCAGCUGUUGUGUCAGUAUAUGACUGCUGCUGCUCCUAUGCAAGGGACCUACAUUCCCCAGUACACGCCUGUGCCUCCGACAGCUGUUUCUAUUGAAGGUGUUGUUGCUGAUACCUCUCCCCAGACAGUGGCACCUUCAUCCCAGGACACCAGUGGUCAGCAGCAACAGAUAGCAGUGGACACAUCUAACGAACAUGCACCUGCAUAUUCUUACCAACAGUCUAAACCAUAAACAGGACUGAAGAAUGUCCGUCUGAAUCUUUGCCUUGAAUGAAGAAACUUCAUUGAACAAGAAGUUGGCUUCCAGUUUGCACAGACGUCAAUGGAAUGCAUUUUUUUUUUAAGUUUUAUACUUUGCCCAGUGAAAAAGUUUUUAUGUGCUGUGCAAAUGGUCUUCAUGUGGUCUGACAAUUAUUUUUGCCAUCUUUUUUUAAUUAAAGAAAAAUUUUCCAGAAGAGGGGAAAAAAAAAAACAAAACUAAGAAGUAAAAUAUCAAAGGUUGAUAUUUUAUCUGGAAGGACAUUUGAAAUGAAUUCAAAAUUUUCCUGAAGGUGUAGAUACAUUUUUUUUUUAAAACAGAAAACCUGAUGUCAAGAAGUGGGAAAUAGAAAUGGAAACAAAUUGUCUUCCUCAAUGAUUAAGCUACUUUCUCUUUUUCCCUUCUUGUUUAAAUCUAGUGGGGUUUUUUUUUUAAUUUUAUUUUUUUCUUAGAAAUAUUUAGGUAAGGUUUAUCUUGAAUCUUAAUUGCCUUAAUUUUAAGGACGUCAAAGGCUCUCGAGGCAAGCUGUCAACGUCUUGUUAAAAACAAAAAUCAAGAAAGAAUUGAAAUAUUGUGCCGGCUUUAACUGGUACAGAAGUUUAAGACUGAGUUUUUAGGGUGAAAAAAACUGUACAGUUUAAAUGAAAAUGUUUUUCUUCAUUUGAAGAAAAUUUGUUGAUAAAGAAACCAUGGCAACUGCAAGAAUUGGAAAAAUGCUGGGACUUUUCAUGAACUUUGUCUUAAGUGUUGACAUGACUCAUUCUAAAAGGCUAAAACAUUUUACAGUAAAGUUAUUAAUGUUGGUUUAAAAACAACUGCAUUAGAAAUAAUGCGUGUUUGGGGGCAGAAUGCAGAUUUUUUUAAUUUACAAAGCGUGAUCGCUAGCAAAAGCAUUAGUGCUUUUUAUCUGCAGUCUUUUUUAUGAGCUUUACAAACUUUUUAGUCAGCUUUGCUUGUCACAUUGCAAAACCUAGCUUAAGAGCAUUAAAAAAAAACUUAAGUAGAUAGGAGCUUAUGGUCAAAAAGUGCAAAAAAAAAAAAACAAAAAAAAGCAAUAGAUAGAGAAAUUGUUGACAAUUUCUGUAGUCUUUCCUAGUUGUGAUCAAAUUCAGCCUAUGGAUGGCCUAUUUUAUACCAAAGAUGAAGUGACACCCUAUUACAGUCCAGAAGAUAGAGGUUGUUUUUCUUUUCUUUUCUUUAAAAAAAAAAAAAUUUAUUUGACCGACAUGGCCGGACCAGUUCUUACUUUGUUGGUUUAAACUACCUUCCACUGGUGUUUUACAUACUGCAAAAAAGGAGGGUGGGGGGAGUUGUCUUUCUUUUCUUUAAAUGUCUAUUCAUUGAUAGCAGAAGCUUGCACCUGUGUGUUUAGCAGUUUCAGCAUGAAGAGUUCCGGAUGUCAACUGACAGAGCCAAAAGACUUCAAAUUCUGUGAGCUUUCCUGGUCUCUCACUGGCCAUCUGGAAUAGUGAAACCUGUAUUGAUAGCCACUAGUAAACUCAGAUGCUUACUUAACAGGUUGAAUAUUCUUUAUAUGAAUUUUCAGCUAACAACACUUUCUGAACCCGGUCUGAAAGGUCACUUGCCAAAAAAGCUUAGUGAUUUUCUGUGAAAUGUUGAGUGGUCUCCUGGAGAGGUCUCACUGUAUUUGUGACAAUAGUCUUCCCUCUAAAUUACAACAUCUCUGGGUUUUGUCUUCUCACCUCUGUCUUUGUCAUCACCUACCAUGAAUAGUCACCUUGGUUUUGCAAAUGGGGAGGGGCUAUCUUCUUUUUGCCUCUUUUCAUUGUAUUUUCAUAUCUUGGUGUUGCCAAAAAAACUUUUUCUUUCAGAUUAAUUCUUUGAGGCAUGUAGGACCAAUAAGAUUGAGAAUUCUAUUAGUGGAAUUUAGGGAUGUUAUUAAAAUGCUAGUUGACAAUCAAGAAACUGUAUGAUUUAGAUCAAUCAGAACCAAAAGAAUUAGGUUUGAUCAAUCAUUUAAGCCAAAGGAGAAAUACUUGCAUUUAGAAUGAUGCAAAACUUUGUCUAAAAUGAAUUAAAUUGACUUACCUAUAAAAUACAUCUACAUUUUUGAUUCAUGAAAUAAUAUGUGUUCAACCUGUACAGUUUUACCUCAAUUUAAGGACAAUGGAAUAGAAUUUUGUUAAGUGAACUAUUCACUAGAUUGCUUUCUGAAUGAAUCCUUUGAAUCAAAUAGGUAAAACUCUUUUCACGACUGAAGUCAGUCACAGGAGCCUGUCUUAGCCCACAAAAAAAAGACGAAAAUGUAUUUGAGUAUACUAUAAAACAGGGUAGGCUUUUAAAAACUAAAAAGUUUUAAAGGUAAAUCAUAUUCCCAUUAGGGCAACAUGAGUAAUAAGGCUGACUCAAUACGAAACUGUCAAUAUUCCACUACUUAUGUAGACUCUGGUUCUCUUAUACUUGCAUCGCCAUUAAUUGGAAGCUCAAAUCAGAGAAUGACUGCACAUAUUUAUGGUCACAUUGGAGACAAACGUGUAUCCAAGAAAAUGGGUGUGUUACAGAGAAAUUCCAACUGGUCACACCCACCAUUACGGUUUUUCAUGCUUUGGAGAAAAUGCUAGAUUUAUACUGUCUUUUGUCCCAUCCUUCAGCUUCCCAUGCAUUGUAAAGGUGGCACUUAGGUUUUUAUCUUUAAAAAGUGGGCCCCAAAGAUUUUGGGGGUACAGAAAAACAUGUAUGGGAACCAUAUUUUCUGUUUCUCUUUUUCACUCUCUAAACUCUUUGUAUAAAUAAGGAUUAUCCUGGGCAUAAUUCAUUUGAAUAUGAAACCAACAUACUUUCUUUCAUUUCUGUGGAAAAAAAAAUCAAAAACAUGUAUUAAUGUGAUACAAAGAAAGUCUCAUUUACACAAUCGACAAUGAGGCUAAGAGGUAGCUACCAUGUGGCUGACGAAUGUGCCUAGGUAACUUCCUGUUUCUAUUCAAAACUGCUGCUUUAUUUGUACAUUCAAAAAUAUUUUUUUCAACUCUGAAACUUCAAUAAUCUCAAUUUUUAAGCCACUUUCUGCAAAAGGAAAUUACCUGCGUGUAGAUUUUGUGUUUGGAUAGUUUAUAUCAUGCCAUUCUAUAACAUAUAUGUUUUCAAACCAAAAAAAGAAAAAAAAAAGUGUCUGUUGUCUUACCUAAGACUUGUUUUGAAAAGCCAAGUCUGGGAGAGAAAAAAGAAAGCAUCAGCAGGUAAGCAGCAUUACAUUGUGUGAUAAUAAACCAAAGUAAGUGUUCAAUAUACAGACAGCAGAAUUCAAGUUUAAUCAACAAAAUAUACUGUAGUGAUUUUAAUCCUAAUUAAAACUAUAAUGUUUUUUGAAGUUGAAGUUAACUUUCUAUGGAUUCUGGUCCACCAGGUUUUCAAGCAUUUAUUCAGAUGUUUCCAUUUUUCCUUUUGACUUGAAUUGCCAAGACUUAGCCUAAACAUCAGGAAACAAACUAAAGCCACGAUCCAAAUGAGAGAAACACGGUCUCAUCUAAACUCUAGUUUCGUGGUCAGUGAAACAGUAAGUUUUCUUUUAAUAAUGAGAAAAGUGUUGCCAAGAAAGGCCAAGUGUGCAUGGUAACUGGGAACUCCCCAGUACGUGGCCAUGUCUUCUGAAGACAACGUAAUGAACCCAAGUGAACUGAAGAGAAUACUGGCAGGUGCUAAUGACCGUUGUCCUUGAAUGCUGACAUGUCUUGAAUAUUGCGACUGUCACCAUACUCUUAAAAAAUCCUCUACCUGACUCUAGUUUUGCCGGGAUUAGUUUGCUUCCUUGAUAAAUUUCAAUAUUUCAGAAUGUUACCUCCAUAUUUCACUUGAGUUACUUCUUCCUGUGACCUUAGCAGAUCUGUCACAUUUGAAAGCAUAUGACUCACUUCCACCCCCUUCUAAUGAAAAACUGCAUGGUGUUAAAAGCACUCCCAUUAGAUAUACGACUGAGAACUGAAGAAGGCUAUAUAAAGCAGGAAGUUAACUUUAUUUUACUAUACCUAAAAAUCUAUCUUUGGACCCCUUGUGAAGUGCUUUAAAACUACUUUCAAUUUAUGUAUGACCCAAAAAAGUAAUUAAUGUUUUCCCCCCCAAAUAAAUAAUUGGAAUAUUUGCUAAAUACCUAUUUUUUAUUAUAGUGGCCUAAAAACCCCUAUUAAUGAAAAGAGAAAUUUGAUGUAAUUAGGACUCUUGCAAUCAUCUUCACAAUGAGGAGAAGUUUCAAUAGGCUGUCUAGACAGAUGAUGAUAUUAAUAGAUUAAAAUACAUUCGGCAAUUCAUUUUCAUUCUUAAUUUCAGUCCAUGAACCACUGCAGAUGAGCUGAUAAGCAGAGAGAAAUUCUCAAGUGGGUUUCAGUAAUAAAUGUUUUUUAUAUGAUUUGAAAUCAAGUAAAGGGACAAUAUUUAUGUACGUGUAUAGCAACAUUCAGCACAUUUGAGGAAUCACACGCUAUAAUAAAGUUUCAACAUGUCAUAGAACGUUGAUCUAUAUUACUUUCUCUUCAGUAAAAAGUAAAGGAUGAGAUUUUGUCUUCCAAGUUAUUGUAGCUGGCAUGCUUCAAAAUUUUGAGCUCACUGAGACUGACAGCCUCUCACUUCAAUCUGAGGGAUUGACAGAAUUUAAACAGGCUCAUUGAUUCUGUACACUCUACCCUUUCUGUGGAAAGUGAUAAUGGGAUUUCAUUAAUGAAUCAAUUUGUUUUACAAAUGACAUCCACUGUGGCAUUGGAAGACAGCUGGGUCUGACUCAAGUUUAACAUUUCUUUGCAAACAUUCCCGAGUAUGAAAUUGGUCCUUUUAUCCAAACGCUCUUGGUCAUGGCUGUCCUUUGUGGAUUACAUAGAGUCCAGGAAAGUAUAAAAAACUAAACACUAAAUCCCCAAGUGGCCCCAAAGAUCUUUUAUGAUGUGGGAGACAGGAGUUCGCCCCAGAUUAAUUUCUUCUAUCUUUGGCUUUGUACUAUAACAUACAGAUGCUCUCUGUAGCAAAAAAAAAAAAAAAAAAAAAAGGGGGGGGGGAAUGAAUGGCUUUCCAUAUGCAUUUCUGUUUAUUUUUGUGAGGGAAAAUAAUAUAUCAAGAAAAAUUUCUUCCACUCAGAAAGCUUUAGGGCUGAAGUAGAGGUGUAGUAAGCUUGGAUCUGCAGGAAGAACCACUAGGCCACUGAGUCACACUUGAGCUUGUGUUGCUACUGCCCCAGUUUCUGAGUUGUGCAUAAAUACAAUCACUCUCACAUUUUUGAAGGGCUAAUUAUCUGCUCUGUGGAUGUGUGUUGUCUUUCCUUUUUAGCUUGUAGGCCUUGGGCUCAGUUUUUUAUUUUUCUUUUUAUUAGCAUGUCAUCCUGAGGGUGGGCAAAGAAACAACUGGAAAUAAAAUUUGAUUAUUUCUUAUCAAGUAUGAAUUUCUUAAGGGAGUUUGAAAUCAUUGGUAAAAUUAAUGUCCAUACAUUAUAUGCCAUACAUUUUGAUUAUCAAUCAUGUCUUUUUCUAUCUACCACAAACAAUUGACAGUUGGCUGUAUUCUUGCAGAAUAUACAGAAAAAAAUCAUGGAGAAUUUGGCUCCCCUCAGAAGAAAGCUAUUUUUGUUCUCUUCACUCCACUAAAUUCAAACCAGUAGCACGAAUCAACACAAUUUCUGCCAUGAGAAUAUAACAGGACCUCUUGGUACAGUCCUAUUCCUAGUUUUAAAUCUUUGACCAAAACCAAUGCAUUGCUUUUGUUAUAUUUUGACUUUGCAUUACUAUAUUAAGGCUGAAUGACUUCGACACUCCCGUGGAUGUUUUUAUGAUCACAUCAAAUUUAAAUAAUGUCCAAAGUAUAACUUUCACGUUACACUUUGUUUCAAACCCUCUAGUCUAAGGUUAUUGAGAAAGAUGUGCUUUCCUCUUCCCCCAAAUGUGUUAUCUCUUCAUAUAUUUUAAAAAAUGAGUUAUUCCAUGCUUUUCAAGAACUGUAAAAAUCGUUUCAAAGAGACACUUGAAAAAGUUUUCUCUAUUCUGGACACAAAUGCUUCCAUUUAUUUAAAAAGAAGAAGAAAAUUGGAAUCUUAAUUAAAAAAUAUAUGUAGUAGUAUAUGCUAUGAGAUACUCAGUUUCUUAAAAAAGAAAAAUGGGACACCGCUUCUUUUAAAACCCUCGUUUCAGUCCAUAUUCAACUUCAUGGAACUUCUGACACAUCAUUCAAUUUUGAACUUUAUUUAAGAGCAUUUCUGUGCUGCUGUCUCUUGUCAUGGAAAGUUCUGUAAUUCAAAGGUGUUUCUGGUUUUAUUUUUAAUUUCUUCAUCUGUACCACAGUCAAAUUAGCAACCAUCUCCCCCAUCCCUUGGGCUUUCUGUAGAUCAGUGGAUGUUAGGUUUAAACUUCUGUUUUCUUUGAUGAAGCUUUCAAUAAAAAAUGAAAAUAAAAUCAA